AUGGCUGAAUGUGUGGACGGAAUUGAAGGUUUAUCGCCAAAUUUCCACUACUUUGUGUCCGCUGGCCUCGGCGUUAUCGCUAUUUCGGCUGCCUGCAUCGCUUACAGUAUUCAGGAAGUGAAACGGAAGAAGGUGAGGACUAAAUUUACUAAUUUCUUUGUUUUUGGACCUAAAGUAAUAUAAAAUUUUUGUAAAAAAUGUCCAAAAUGCUCAUUACUUUUGCUGCGGAGUUCGACGAUUGGCGAAACCGAAAAGUACAGUGUGGGCCACUCGAAUUGGAAAAUGUUCGCGCCUUUGGCUAAAUAAAAGUCUUAUAAGCAACAGAAAAAAAUGAUGGUAGUCAACGGAAUAGUCAAAAUUAUUCUUCAAGGCGUUGCUUUCGUGAUCGGGGGCGACAGGCUUAAUUAUUCGAAAUUUUUCAAAAUGUUAAAAAAUGGACGAAGCUGUCUACAUGCAUGAUGACAUCCACCCCGAAGAUGCAUAGAAACUUUCCAGGCUUAGAUUGCACAGGAAAACAGCUUUCGUUCUCAUUCGCCCAAAUUGGUACCUCGCCUGGCUGAAAUAUGGGUUUAACACACUUGGUACGGACGUAAACUUUAAUGUUUUAGAAAUUUUUCCGCGAAUUUGUCGACUUUUUUCUUGCCGGUAAUCCAAAAAUUUUCUAAGUCCGAGAAACUCAGUUGAAAAUCAUUCCAAAAAAUUUCUAAGUUUCACCGAUUUCGGGCUCCAAAAUUUGGAAUGAAAAUGUAAAAGGUCAGUACGGGUGCCUCCGUGAAGUUAGACGGGCCAUAUUUGGUGUACAAGAAAUGGGGUGUCUCAGCUUCAAUUUGAUAUAAAUUUUAUAGAAAUUGGUGCAUUAUUGGCGGAGAAAUACCUGAAAAGAUGUUGGGAGGAGUUUCGAGUGGCCCACCCUGUAUUAUUUUUCUUCGAUGCAAAUGUCGAAAUUAGGGUAAUCGGGGUUGCUGAUUUCGAAAAUGACAUUAAUUUUUUUUUGAUUAUCACUUUUUUCCUUAAGCAGUACUGUAAAGUAGUAAUUUUUAUAAUUUUUUUUUAUGAAUAUUCGAUUUAGGGGUUUUCGAUGGUGCUGAUUUCGAAAAUGACAUUCAUUUUUUGAUUUGAAAGCAGCACCACCAAAAACUCCAAAUCGAGUAUUCAUGAAAAAAAAUUAAAAGAAUUACUACUUUACAGUACUACUUAAGGAAAAAAGUAAUAACCAAAAAACGAAUGUCAUUUUCGAAAUAAGCAACCUCGAUUAUCCUAAUUUCGACAUUUGCAUCGAGAAAAAACAAUACUUUUCGGUUUCCCCAAUCGUCCCAGUUCCCUUUUGUUGGCCUAACUAAAUAGUAGACAUUCUUCAAGCUCUGAAUUUUGCAUUUCAGACCUUCUACGGCGUUGAGGACAAGCAGGAAGUCGAGGAGAUCGAGAAAGAACGCCGGAAGAGCAUCAAGGAAAGAACCACCGAGAUGAAGAUUGUCCGUUCCAAAGAAGCCAUCGACAACAACGAAGGUGUAAGAGUCCUGGUGAAGGCCAAAAAACGCUCGCAGCAAUCGCUUAUUCGGGAGUAAGUUUUGCGAUAGAAGCGACAACCUCUAAUGCCUAGUAUAAUAUAAUUUUUUCUUCAGCUACACUCCCGAUUGGGCUGCCACUCCUUUGAUCCACUCAUACAUGCGCCGAUCCUCUCCUAUGUCGUUCGCCAAGUCCAACGCCGCAAAUAUCGGCGGAUUUUCGCGUGAGAUUGGAGUCCAAAGCAGAAUCAGAUCUUCGGAGAACCUGAAACUUGCUCCCUCUCGAUCCCGUGGACAAAUUUCAGGUGGAACGAAACCUCAAUCAAGAGAUAGGAUCGCCGCCUCAAGAGAAAGGCCGAAUUCAAACGAACGGCACUCUAUGAAGACCAAGCCAAUUUUGUCUAUUUCUACUACUCAGGCCAAAAGUGAAGAUAAAGAUACUUGA
Molecule: messenger RNA, 1950 nt
Organism: Bursaphelenchus xylophilus (pine wood nematode)
Lineage: Eukaryota; Metazoa; Nematoda; Chromadorea; Rhabditida; Aphelenchoididae
Source: the annotation of a GenBank genome assembly